This is a messenger RNA of Cadophora gregata, 1038 nucleotides long. RefSeq lists its product as uncharacterized. The transcript has 3 exons. The coding region runs from base 1 to 1038 and encodes 345 amino acids. Lineage: Eukaryota; Fungi; Ascomycota; Leotiomycetes; Helotiales; Ploettnerulaceae. The record is from RefSeq and is a predicted model, not a curated record.
AUGGGUAUGUUCAGCUGGCAAUCGCAGCACUCACUUGGACGACAUACCGAUACCGUUUCAGCAGCACACAUGAUCAUUCAUCGAAAGGGGAAUCUGAUAUAUUCGACAGUUGGAGCUGUGCUGGGUCUACACCUGGUAAAAGUGAGUAUCUGCUUUCUGUUGAUGCGAUUUGUCAGCGGUAGAGGAUACAGAAUCGUUUUGUGGUCAAUCGUUGGCUUUCUGAUCGCCUUUACGAUCGCAUGCUGGGGAACAUUGAUUUUCUGGUGCCUCCCGGUCAAGGCAUUCUGGGAUGUCUCUCUUCGUCGCCUUCCAACAACACAUUGCUAUCCUCAAAUCCACUUCACAAAUAUCUCGCUUAUGAACACGGCUAUCAACAUGUUUACCGAAGUCCUUCUUGCCACUCUUCCCGUCCACAUUAUUUGGAAUCUGCAGAUCAACCGGCGCCAGAAGGCCUCGUUGAUUGGAGUUCUUUCCCUUGGAUAUGCAGCCGUCGGACUUGGGGUAGCGAAGGCAAUUAAGCAGGUCCAAUUGCCAACAGACAAAGAUGUAACCUGGUCCCAAGGGGUUCAGCUAUGGGGGUACGUGCAACUCAAUGUCUCGAUAAUAGCCUCCUGUAUGCCUGCACUCAGACCAUUAUUCUCUUGGCUCUCCGACGCAGUCUCCUCGGGCCACCGCACGCGAGAUCCUGCAGGUUCUCAUCGUAAUCCAAGAUCUGGGUACUUCCGUCAGUACGAUUCGAGUGGCAGUGUUCCGAAAGGAACAAGUGGAAGCGCCACUUGCAGCUUUGGUGGGGAAAAUAAAGAGUCCGAUGUGCCGCUGUGUGACCUGGAAGCUAACGGAGGUGUUGGACGCAGCGCUUUCGUGAGUGCCAAUGUCAGUCAGAGGACCGAGGGAGAAAGGAGCUGGAUUGAUACCAUUGACGAUAGCGAGAGUGAGAAAGAUAUUCUACACAUGAACGUGCAUGGGAGUAAAGGAAUUGUAAGGACAACAGCAUUCACAGUCAAGACUGACAGCAGCAGAGAUCAGAGAGUCGUUUGA